GAACCACCAAGCGGCUGGGCGGCAAACAGCGCUUCCGUAUUGUGGCAGCGGGUCCGUCCUGUUAAACCGUCCUGCCGGCACUAGUGGUGAGGUGAGGAAGGUUCCGGGCGGAAGAGAUAGGAACGAGGUGUGUGAGGAAAGACGGCGCGUUGGAGAGGCGAACCUCCUGCUUUUUCCCGGUCGGACAGGUGAGGGACCCCGAGGGCAUGGGAAGGUUCUAUGUCUCAGUCCUGCCGCCACAUAUUACAGGGGACGCCUUUCACUGACUGAGGUGAUUGGAGCAGAGACGAGGAUUCAUUUACGUCUUCCCUCCCUCCUGAAAGAGAAGAAAGGAAGCCACGUUAGAUUGGAGACACUGUCGUGUGUGAGAAAUGUCAGGGAUCAACCCCACUGAGCACGGCUUGUCCGAAAUCCUGAGCACUCUGCAAAGCCUUUGGGCCAAGAAAGAUGUCGUUCAGAUCCGUGAAGUGGUCCGUCAGCUGAUGACAACACUGGAGGACCCCCUGACCACGCUGUUGGAUAUGCUGGAGAUCACCAGUACAUGGAGGGGGAAAGGCAAUUCUCUGGCAGUUUUAAUUGCCAAUGAGUUUCAUCAGUGGCUGACGGCCAAUCCAUGUGCACGACAGUCUGGCCUACGGCUGAGGAAGCUGCAAGCCCGUGUGCUGAGCCUGAUCUCAGAAGGACAGCUUUUGGAUCUGCUGACCGACAUGUACGAGAUUGCGGAGGCCGACAGAGCUUUUUUACUGGGGCAGGUGAUCCACCUGCACAGCACCGGCAAAUAUAAAGAGGCAGCGAUUAUGGCCACCAGGUUAGAUUUGCAGCAAGAUCUGGACUUAGAAGAGAUGUGCACCCCUCUGAUCUUCCUGGAGAGAUUUAACCUUGUGGAAGCCUAUGUGCACAAUUACAGAGAGCUGCAGUGCAAACUCGUGCAGAUUCUGGAUUGUUGGAGCGCCUCCAAUUUUAAUGCCCGCAAAGUGAGCAGACAGUAUAAAGGACUUCCACCUGUCAAACCGGACAAACUGAACAUGAAAACCCUCAGCCGAUUGGCUUUCAAGCUUCUGGAACGAUAUAACCUCGACCCAGUUCUGUGUUCCAACCUGCUAAACCAGCGGCAUUUGGGAACGCUGAAAUAUCUCAUGUACAAGAGGUUUGUGGAGAAAUCAAUGACGCAUGAAAACUGGACCGAUCACGUGCAGAACACUGUUGAGAACAACCGCUGGUUACAGGAACAGCUGAUCUCCCUACUAGUCCGUUAUAGUGACUAUGCUACUGCCGCCCGCUGGGCUCUACGCUUUGGCCUCCCUAAAGAAGCCCUUCCCCUGGCUGUCUCUGACUGUUUGCAAGACCUCAGCAUUCAGGACCAGCUGUUGGAGAAUGAGAAUGUUCCUGAUAAUCUGCAGACCAGGAAGGAACACUUUUACCAGCUCCCGAUUCCCAGGGACAAGAUUCACUUCCUGCGCAGCGCUGAUGACCUGUCACUCUGCAGGGAACGUGUCUUGAAGGAUGGCCAGAUUGUUGGCGUGGAUAUGGAGUGGAGACCCAUGUUUGGAGGGCUGGGGAAGCAGACGGUGUCUCUGAUACAGGUGGCACUGAAGGAGGAAGUGUUUCUGCUGGAUUUGUUGCACUUAAAUGUGUCCAACAGCAACAGUGAGACCCUGAUGAUGAGGGAAGGGCUUAUCCAGCUCAUCAAGAAUCUCUUCUCUUGUGCAGCAAUUACAAAACUGAGUUACAGCGUUCUGGGGGAUAUCCAAAAUCUGGAAGCCACUGACCCUGAAUUUCUGGGACUGGAAAAGCAGACAUGUGGCAUUUUAGAUCUCUACACAAUACAUAAACAGCUCCAGCGUGUGCCCCAUAGACCCCGGGGAAAGAGCGAACCCGUAGAUGUCUUUGCCGAUGCGCCACCUUCAGAAGACAGAUUUUCUCAGCAGUCGGAGAAGGGACUGAGCCUUCUAGUGCGGGACAUUUUGGGGAAACCGCUGGACAAGACCGAGCAGCUGUCGAACUGGGAUAAAAGGCCUCUUCGAGAACAGCAGAUCUUGUAUGCAGCCGCUGAUGCUUAUUGCCUGCUUGAGGUGUAUGAAGUCCUGCAUCAGGAUCCUACAAGGUUUGGACUCAACCCAAAUUUCCAACAGUGCCCCAAGGGCAACUCCGCGUCUAAAUCAGGCUCUGAGAAAAGAAUGCAUCAGAAGAACACAACUGUAAGGAAGCAGAAUUUGCAAUCCCCUUCGCCCGAAAAGACCAGCAAUGCUCCGAUGCAGCCAAUUACCCCACGCGACUUCAGAGUCAUCUGUGACAACAUGCUGCAGGGUCUCGGGCGCUACUUGCGUUGCCUCGGGGUGGACGUCCUCAUGUUAGACAAUGACGAUGAGCACCGGAAAGCUGCUGAGAUUGCCCGUCGAGAUGCAAGAGUGAUCCUGACUUGCGGAUUGCCCUAUGAGACACUUCGCUCACAAGUUGGAGAGGGAAAGUGUUUCUGGGUCGAUUGCUCGGAGAAAGCCAAAGAGCAGGCCAUCAAGGUGCUGAAUCAUUUCAAUAUCCGGGUUGCACUGACUGACGUGUUCAGCCGAUGCCAGGUGUGCAACUGUGACAAAUACCUGCACAUCUCCCAGGACAAAAUGGCUCGGCUGCUGGAGCUUCACGGUUACUUGAAGGACACAAACCAAGCGCCAGCUCCCACAGAGUCAGAAGAUCAGAGAAAGAGGCCCAGUAGUGAAGAGCGACAGUGGCUGGAAGAGCUUGGGAUUUGUCUGGACUCUCUGAGUCUCUCCAGUGGUGCAGCUCUGCAACUGGACUCCAUACCACCAGGCCUUCUCCACAAAGUGGACCUGUUCUUCUGCUGCAGCCAGUGUGGCAAGGUGUUCUGGGAAGGUUCCCAUUUUGGGAGAGUGGUGUCCCAAUUCAGAGAGGUCCUGCAGGACACUGGGGAAAAUCUCUACCAGCUGGUGGACCAGAAUCCCUGAAAACUGCAAGAUGGACAGUUGUGUUGGACGCCCAACGACUGCGUGCCAUUGUGUUUGUGCCAGGCAGCCUUUCCUUAGCAGAGCAGUGAGUGUUCAUGAGUUGUGUUCCUGACGUCUCCGACCCACAAUUGCCCCAGGUCUGGUCCUUCCUCCCAAUUGUUUUUUUUUUUCCUUUUAAUGAAGAUUUAUGGACAAUACUAUAUUUUAUGUUUUUAAUAUUGUGUUCCCCCCCCCCCCGUCUUUUAAUGACUGUAUUUUAUUGCUAAAAAGUGUCAGAGAGGGAAGUGACACACACGUCUGAAAGUGGUCUUUUUUUAUAUGAAGUCACACCUGAGCGUCCAUCAACUUCCUCCUAAAACUUUUAUUUCUGGAUUAAAUGAUGUUAUGUUUCCUGUGAAUAA
Messenger RNA from Xenopus laevis (African clawed frog), 3361 nucleotides. RefSeq names its product exonuclease mut-7 homolog (gene exd3.L). Gene Ontology annotation, molecular function: nucleic acid binding; 3'-5' exonuclease activity. Lineage: Eukaryota; Metazoa; Chordata; Amphibia; Anura; Pipidae. The coding region runs from base 372 to 2960 and encodes 862 amino acids. The transcript is spliced from 22 exons. The record is from RefSeq and is a predicted model, not a curated record.